AUGGCUCUUUACAUGGAGUCCGACCUAGAGGAGACGCUGUCUCUCAUGGAAGAGGUUUCGCUGGAUCAGCCAUCGCGGCCCACCCUUUCCACGCAUCCCGUUGCGUUCCGCAAUCUCCCUCCCGAGCUUCGCGAUCAGAUCUACAAGGAAGUCUUGAUCCACAAGGAACCGAUCAUUGUUGAGAAGGGCGACACACAGCGUCAACCGGUUACCGUGGGCCUCCUCCGCGCAAACAAGACCAUACACGCUGAAGCCAGUCCGAUCCUCUACGGCCAGAACUGGUUCGACCUCACAGACAUGGAGGCGGACCCGAUCAUCCGCUUCUUCCGACAGAUCGGCAGGCGGAACGCUGCCUACCUUCGCAAGAUGCUCAUCGACUUCCUUGAUAUCGACAUCACCGGCCCUCUCGAGUUCACCAUCAUCGAUGGUAGUGUCAGGGUCAUGGCCGCCAUCCAACACCACUGCGUCAAUCUGGUCUCUCUCACGGUGUCUCUGCUGAACUGGCAGGGCAUGGACAAGAUAGAUGUGCGGCCCUACAUCUUGUGUGGCGCGUGGCUCUUCGAGAGCGCCCUCAAGCUGCUUGCCAAUCAGAUGAGAACCAUCCCAACUCUGCGAACGAUGAAGGCUGUCGUGUACGACCGUCAUCUCGAGCAUGUCGAGCGCAUCUUGGCGAGACAUGGGUUCCUUCUGUCUACAAUCAGGUGGCCUCGAGGCAUGCACAGGAAUAUUGCUGAUGACGCGCAGCCGUUCCGUACCGCCAGACAGAUCUCGUGGCAUGAGGAUUUGGUUUUUCCACAGUUCCCUUGA
This is a messenger RNA of Thyridium curvatum, 807 nucleotides long. RefSeq lists its product as uncharacterized. Lineage: Eukaryota; Fungi; Ascomycota; Sordariomycetes; Thyridiales; Thyridiaceae. The record is from RefSeq and is a predicted model, not a curated record. The transcript has 2 exons. Bases 1 to 807 code for a protein of 268 amino acids.